Messenger RNA from Cebus imitator (Panamanian white-faced capuchin), 1665 nucleotides. Its product is annotated as dehydrogenase/reductase SDR family member 4-like. Gene Ontology annotation, molecular function: carbonyl reductase (NADPH) activity. Gene Ontology annotation, cellular component: peroxisome. The transcript is spliced from 8 exons. Lineage: Eukaryota; Metazoa; Chordata; Mammalia; Primates; Cebidae. Gene Ontology annotation, biological process: retinal metabolic process. The coding region runs from base 151 to 1260 and encodes 369 amino acids. The record is from RefSeq and is a predicted model, not a curated record.
CGGCAUUCUCAAAACAUUUGCCCUCCUGUGGGAUGUCACAUACACAGACCCAGACUUUCUUGGAGAAAGAAUUCCAUCUUUAGCUUUGAAGAAGCAAAAGCAACCAACUCAAAACCCCCACUUCCUCUAAAAGAAAACGUGGGCAAGCAGAUGCAGAAGGGGAGCAGAGAAAGUCUGAGGGUUCCUGUUGGGGCCAGGGGAGGGGCGAGCCCUACAGGAAACUUGGACAGAGAGCGCUUUGAUCACCCGCCAGCCUGGGAAGCCAAGCCAAAGUCCGGCGGAAAGGGCAUGGGGCGCACGGCCGGCGGGGGGGCCGCUGUCCCUCGCCCUAUCAUCCUGUCCCUCGCCCUAUCAUCCUGUCCCUCGCCCUAUCAUCACUCACCUGCCCUGGGAGGGGUGGAAGCCAGACUUGCAGUCUGCGUCAUGCACAAGGUGGGGCUGCUAGGCCCCUGGGCCCGGGCUUGGAAGUCGGUGCGGAUGGCCAGCUCCGGGAUAACCCGCCGGGACCCGCUCGCGAAUAAGGUGGCCGUCGUAACGGCUUCCACCGACGGAAUCGGCUUGGCCAUCGCCCGGCGUCUGGCCCAGGAUGGGGCCCACGUGGUCAUCAGCAGCCGGAAGCAGGAGAAAGUGGAUCAGGCGGUGGCCAAGCUGCAGGGGGAGGGGUUGAGCGUGACAGGCACCGUGUGCCAUGUGGGAAAAGCCGAGGACCGGGAGCGGCUGGUGACCACGGCUGUGAAGCUUCAUGGAGGUAUCGAUAUCCUAGUCUCCAAUGCUGCUGUCAACCCUGUCUUUAAAAAACUAAUAGAUGUCACUGAGGAGGAGUGGGACAAGGUUCUGCACAUUAAUGUGAAGGCCACAGCCAUGAUGAUAAAUGCAGUGGUGCCAGAAAUGGAGAAACGAGGAGGCGGCUCAGUGGUGAUCGUGUCCUCCAUAGCAGCCUUUCAUCCACCUCCUGGCCUCGGCUCUUACUGCGUUAGUAAAACAGCCUUACUGGGCCUUACCAAGUGUCUGGCCAUAGAGCUGGACCCAAAGAACAUUCGGGUGAACUGCCUAGCACCUGGACUUAUCAGGACUAGCUUCAGCAAGACGCUCUGGGGAGACAAGGAACAAGAGAAAAGGACAAAAGAAACCCUGAAGAUAAGAAGGAUGGGUGAGCCAGAGGAGUGUGCAGGCAUCGUGUCUUUCCUAUGCUCUGAAGAUGCCAGCUACAUCACUGGGGAGACAGUGGUGGUGGGUGGAGGAAGCCCGUCGCGCCUCUGAGAACCCGGAGACAGCCCCCGGGGCAGAGCUGGGCUCUAGCUUCAGGUGCUGUUCCUGCAUUCAUCACUGGCCUUUCCCACCUCUGCCCACCUUACUGUUCACCUCACAAAAUCAGUUCUGCCUGUGACAAGAUCCAGCCUUCCCUGUCAUCAAGGUGGCAUCUUACUCGGGAUUCCUGCUGUUGCUGUGGCCUUGGGUAAAGGUCUCCCCUGAGAACACAGGACAGGCCUGCUGAGAAGGCUGAGUCUACCUUGGCAAAGACCAACAGCUAUUUUUUGCCCAGGCCACUGGGGAAUUUGAGGGGAGAUGCCAGAGAGGGAACAUAGAGUGGAAGGAGCAGAGUUAGAAAUUAACAACUUGCAAAUGAGGCUCAAAUAAAAUGCAGAUGAUUAUACUGGUUUAAAU